AUGGAAUUUCAUUUCAUACUGUUGGACAAAGCAAUUCAAUUAAGAGCAGUUAGGGAAUUGCAAUGCAAUGUCGUCAGGUGUGAAUCAAUUAUUAAAUUAUUUAAUAGUAAUUAUUACCUUUUUAAAUUUUUAUGUUUGCAAUAUUUCAGAGAUAUGGUAAUAAAAUAUAGACACAGUGAAUUUAUGUGGCAAAAAUUGGCUAAAAUUAGUUUUGAUGGAUUUAUAUACCACCACGAGACAGAACAAUUGCAUUACGACACAAAUUAUAUUAGUGGAAUAAGGUAACCUUUAUAAAAAUUGUGUAUUGUUUUAAAAUAUAAUUAUUUAAUUUUUAAAGGAGUUGUAUUAAAACAUAUGAAGACGGAUUGAAAGAAAAUUUACCACCAGAAAACAAACAUAAUCUGUGGAAUUUUUAUGUCGAUCACGUGAUAGAAAUUCGAAAUUCUUAUCGUAUGAAAAAAGAAUCAAUCAGAAAUUUUAUGGACGAGACUAUGGAAGGGGCAUUUCAGGAAGCACAUGACAACAAAGCACUAUACAAAGCGGAACAUUAUAUUUAUUGGGUAUAAACCAUCUUUCUGAAAUAAUUACUGAGCAUACUGAAAUGCCAUUAAAAUGUGCCAAAAUAUUACAUAGUAUGCCUCUAUAAGUUUGUUAAUUUUAUUUUGAUGUAUACAAUGUAUUCAUUUGGUAGAGUUGUUGGUGUUGGUAUCAUUCAAUAAUAAAAUGUCUUACAGCAGCAGAAGUUUUAAGUUUCUGCUUUCCAGUCUAGUUCAUUUUUCAAUGAUUAGAUACCAUAAUAUUUUCAAUUGUACAAUACCCAUUAAAAAUAAAAAAACCAUGGUUAAAUGCACAAUUAAUAAUAUUGAACGCAAUUAUUUUUUAAAAGAGUCAGUCUCGUCAGAUAAACAGGUACCUGCUGACCUAUUGCUGAAUUCUCUAUAUACUCUGUUGUAUCUGAACUCGGUCUUGGUUAUUUAUUUGGCAUUACAAAUUUUGACUUACCAACCAAUGUUUCCUUCAUAGUUGAUGAUAGUCUCUUUAGUAAUUGUCUUUAAAAUGAUUUAUUGAUUUUUUAACAAUAAUCCAAAAAAAAAAAAGACGUCCUAGGAUAAUGGGGACGGGUGCAGCCACUGUUAUAGAUAAUUUAAUGUGAACCUGUAAGCAACGAUAAAACAAUACUGAGCGGAGUUCAGUUGAUAGUAAUGCUUUCUCAAUAAUAUAUAUGCUAUAUUAUAUUCAAAUAAUUAAAUAUGUUCUAUAUAUUUUCUUUAAUAAUAUUUGUUUAAUGUUGUACCGAUUUUCUCAGUUUUCCUAUGUUUUCCCCCCGGUUAUAUCUCGGUUUUUCACAUUCACUGGAAAAAUUCAUGAGAAAAUAAAAAAAUGACCCCCUAAGUAACCCCCCCCCCUUAUGCAGAUUUCCUUUCAGAAAAGGUGCUACAUAUAGAAAUUCAAAAAAAUCUGCGCACAAAUGAAAAAAAAUAAACAUCUUUGUAAAACUAUAAGCUUGUUCGCUUCACUGAAAAUCUGAAAAAAAAAAGCAUAUUAAAUAAUAAUUUAUAUUUUAGGCCAUGAAUACAAAUAAGGAUUGCCAUAUGAUUUUAAUUGAAGCUGUUGGUGUUGUAAAAGAAAUUUGGAUAAAUUUAUUAUUAUACUUUGUGAACUUUGACAAUUUUGAAUUGACGAUUAAAGUGUUUCAAGCUGGUGUUAGGACUUUGACAAACAGAUUAUUGCCUUUAAUCAGUGGCAAAUUAUUAUCUUGUACAUGUAAAUUACUCACCUAA
Molecule: messenger RNA, 1781 nt
Organism: Cinara cedri
Lineage: Eukaryota; Metazoa; Arthropoda; Insecta; Hemiptera; Aphididae
Source: the annotation of a GenBank genome assembly